AUGGCGCCUUCGAAAUACAAGUCGCCGCCGCAGCUGCCGCCCAAGUUCACGGCUACCCGCCAGAGCUUGAUUGACGAUGCGAAGAGGCUGAUCGAGAGAUCCCGAAGUGUUCAAGAUGCAGUUGUUCGAGACGUCAAGCCCGAAAGCGCCACCUUUGCCAAUGCUAUCCUUCCAAUUGCCCGCGAUGACAACAAAAUGGCCAUUGAAUCCCAUGUUCUUGGCUUCUACAACGCCGUUUCCACGAGCAAGGACCUGCGCGAUGCAUCCAGCGAGGUGGAGCAGAUGCUUGACGACUUUGGCAUCGAGUCAUCCAUGCGCGAGGAUGUCUUCAACCUCGUCGAUGCUGUGUUGAAGAAGGACGAGCAACUGGACCCAGAGUCUCGGCGCUUGCUGGAGAAGGACCAUAAGACCUUCAUUCGUAAUGGGCUUAGUCUGCCUGCGGGUCCAAAGAGGAACAGAUUCAAGGAAAUCAAGCAGCGACUGAGCACAAUUGGCAUCGCUUUCCAGAAGAACCUUAAUGAGGAGAACGGGGGCUUGUGGUUUACACCAGAGGAGUUGCACGGUGUACCGGAGGAUGUCCUUUCGGGUCUGAAGAAGGGUGAGGGCGAAAACGAGGGCAAGAUCUUCUUGACCUUCAAGUAUCCCGAUCUCUUCCCAACGCUGAAAUACGCUACCAACCCGGAGACGCGGAUGAAGUUGUCUGUUGCAAACGAGAACAAGUGCAACGACAACGUAGCCCUGUUCAGGGAGGCCGUCCUCCUCCGCGAUGAGGCAGCCCGUAUCCUUGGCUAUGAUAACCAUGCCCAGUUCAGGAUCGAAGAUAAGAUGGCGAAGACUCCUAAGACGGUAAACGACUUCCUUGGUGAUUUGCGCACCAAACUCGCGCCGGGCGGAAAGAAGGAGAUCAAGAAAUUGAUCGAGUUGAAGAAGCAGGACGUGGCAGCAAAUGGGUUGACGGGCCCAUUGUCUGAAGACUACUAUCUGUGGGACCACAGAUACUACGACCGCUUGAUGCUGGAGAAGGACUACCAGUUGGACCACCAGGUCAUCGCUGAGUACUUCCCUCUGCAGCCCACCAUCGAGGGUAUGCUGAAGAUCUUUGAGGAGCUCUUUGGCCUGGUCUUUAUAAGCAUUGCUGGCGAGGAAGAAAGGGCGGCCCUUGCAGAUGGCGGCAAGGGUUCGGACAUUGUCUGGCACGAGGAUGUGCAAGUCUUCAGCGUUUGGGACGACGAGGGCGAAGGUGCUGGCUUUGUCGGCUACCUCUAUCUUGAUCUCCACCCGCGAGAGGGCAAGUACGGCCACGCCGCAAACUUCAACCUCCAGCCUGGCUACAUUGACGAGAAUGGCAAGAGAAGAUAUCCCGCUACGGCGCUGGUGUGCAAUUUCUCGAAGCCAACGAAGAAGAAGCCAUCAUUGUUGAAGCACGACGAAGUCGUUACCUUGUUCCACGAACUAGGCCACGGUAUUCAUGACCUAGUUUCCCGAACAACCUACUCUCGUUUCCACGGCACCAACACUGUUCGUGACUUUGUCGAGGCACCAUCGCAAAUGCUGGAGAACUGGUGCUGGACUCCAUCUCAACUUCGCGCUCUAUCGCACCACUACUCUUACCUCUCCGCCGACUACGAGAAGGAGUAUCUUGAGUCAUCGGGUGCCGAUAAGAAGCCAUCCGAGAAGAUUCCCGGAUCGCUGGUAGCCAAGUUGAUCUCGACCAAGCACGUCAACGAUGCUCUGUUCAACCUGAGGCAGCUGCACUUUGGUACUUUCGACAUGACUGUCCACGAGCCUGCUAGUCACGAGGAGCUGGAGAAGAUGGACAUCACUGAGAAGUACAACUCUUUGAGACACGAAAUCAGUCAGCUCAAGGGCCCUGAAUCAUUGGAGGGCGAGAAGAAGGGUGACUGGCACUGGGGUAACGGUCAGGCUACAUUCGGCCACUUGAUCGGUGGUUAUGACGCUGGUUACUACGGCUACCUCUCAUCCCAAGUCUACUCCACAGACAUGUUCUACUCCGUCUUCAAAUCCGACCCCAUGAACGGAAAGGAAGGCAGGCGAUACCGCCACACCGUCCUCGAGCGCGGUGGCUCAAAGGAGGAAAUGGACAUCCUAGAGGAGUUCCUCGGCCGCAAACCUCAAACCGAUGCCUUCUACAAGGAACUUGGCAUUUCUCAGUAG
This is a messenger RNA of Pyrenophora tritici-repentis Pt-1C-BFP, 2175 nucleotides long. Its product is annotated as thimet oligopeptidase. The record is from RefSeq and is a predicted model, not a curated record. Gene Ontology annotation, cellular component: mitochondrial intermembrane space. Lineage: Eukaryota; Fungi; Ascomycota; Dothideomycetes; Pleosporales; Pleosporaceae. Gene Ontology annotation, biological process: peptide metabolic process; proteolysis. Gene Ontology annotation, molecular function: metalloendopeptidase activity.